This is a messenger RNA of Impatiens glandulifera, 1533 nucleotides long. RefSeq names its product isocitrate dehydrogenase [NAD] regulatory subunit 1, mitochondrial. Lineage: Eukaryota; Viridiplantae; Streptophyta; Magnoliopsida; Ericales; Balsaminaceae. The record is from RefSeq and is a predicted model, not a curated record. Gene Ontology annotation, biological process: tricarboxylic acid cycle; isocitrate metabolic process. The transcript is spliced from 4 exons. Gene Ontology annotation, cellular component: mitochondrion. Bases 195 to 1286 code for a protein of 363 amino acids. Gene Ontology annotation, molecular function: isocitrate dehydrogenase (NAD+) activity.
CCUCUUCUUCUUCUCUAUCUAGACAGACCCAUUAUUCUCGCCCCUUCAUUCCUCCUUGUCUGCGCGAAUGGCUUUUCUCUGUAUCUGUUAAACUAUCCAAACAACCUUUCGACAGAUUCCCAUUUCUACAAGGAAGAAGAAGAAGAAACCUACCUGAUUCAAAUCAAGUCAACGAUCCAUCAAAUCAAAUCAAUAUGUCUAGACGAACCCUACCUCUCCUGAAGCAACUAUCCUCUCGUCAAUCAUCCAUCCGUCAUGUAACCUAUAUGCCUCGACCAGGUGACGGUUCUCCCAGAGCAGUCACUCUAAUUCCUGGCGACGGAAUCGGUCCCAUGGUAACCGGCGCAGUUGAACAAGUAAUGGAAGCUAUGCACGCCCCUCUUUACUUCGAGCGUUACGAUGUUCAUGGCGAUAUGAAGACCGUUCCUCAAGAGGUAUUCGAUUCCAUCCGCAAGAAUAAAGUAUGUUUGAAAGGAGGUUUAAUAACACCUGUUGGAGGUGGUGUUAGUUCUCUUAAUGUUCAACUCAGGAAAGAACUUGACCUAUAUGCUUCACUUGUUAAUUGUUUCAAUCUUCCUGGUUUGCCUACACGUCAUAGUAAUGUUGACAUUGUUGUCGUUAGAGAGAAUACUGAAGGGGAGUAUUCUGGACUUGAACAUGAGGUUGUUCCUGGUGUUGUAGAAAGCUUAAAGGUGAUAACAAAAUUCUGCUCAGAAAGGAUUGCAAAGUAUGCGUUUGAGUAUGCUUAUCUGAACAACAGGAAGAAAGUAACUGCUGUUCAUAAAGCCAACAUUAUGAAACUUGCUGAUGGUCUGUUUCUAGAAUCCUGUAGAGAGGUUGCAAGCAAGUAUCCAAGUAUUCAAUAUGAUGAGAUCAUUGUUGACAACUGCUGUAUGCAACUUGUUUCAAAACCAGAGCAAUUUGAUGUUAUGGUGACCCCAAAUCUAUAUGGGAAUCUAAUUGCAAAUACAGCAGCCGGAAUUGCUGGAGGCACUGGUGUAAUGCCAGGAGGUAAUGUGGGAGCUGAUCAUGCUGUAUUCGAGCAAGGUGCGUCAGCUGGAAAUGUGGGAAACAAGAAUGUGGUGGAACAGAAGAAAGCAAAUCCUGUUGCCUUGUUAUUGUCAUCAGCUAUGAUGUUAAGACAUCUUCAGUUUCCUUCGUUUGCAGACAGACUUGAAACUGCAGUCAAACGCGUGAUUUCAGAGGGUAAAUAUCUAACUAAGGAUGUUGGUGGUGAUAGCUCUACUCAAGAGGUUGUUGAUGCUGUUAUUGCUAAACUCGACUGAAAAUUCCCAGGUUUGGUUGGUUGGUUGGUUUGGGUUGAAUCGAAUCCAAGUAUCAUAUUUUGUUUUUGAUUAUUUUUUUCAUCGAUAUUUUCUUUUGAUCUGUCUGGGUACAGGUUAACCUUAUUUACAUUCAUCAUAUUCUUCUCUUCUUUUUUUUUUUCUUCUUAAUAACUAAUCCUGGUUAGUUAUGUGGCUUGGGAAACAAACACUUUUUCCAUGUGAUUCAAUUGAUUAUCAGACUUCUUCA